Messenger RNA from Rhinolophus ferrumequinum (greater horseshoe bat), 560 nucleotides. Its product is annotated as ATPase inhibitor, mitochondrial-like. The coding region runs from base 133 to 456 and encodes 107 amino acids. The record is from RefSeq and is a predicted model, not a curated record. Gene Ontology annotation, molecular function: ATPase inhibitor activity. The transcript has a single exon. NCBI's taxonomy places the organism in Eukaryota, Metazoa, Chordata, Mammalia, Chiroptera, Rhinolophidae. Gene Ontology annotation, biological process: negative regulation of ATP-dependent activity. Gene Ontology annotation, cellular component: mitochondrion.
CAUUAGUCAUUAGACAACAGCAAACCAAAACACCUGUGAGUUAGCACUUCACACUCCGUAAGACAGGUAUAAUUAGAAAAAAAACAAAAACAAAAACAGAAUAACAAACUGUGAGGUGCGGCAUUGACAACCAUGGCAGUCACGGCGUCGGCGCUGAUGCGGCGCGGUGUGUGGGACGUGAGGGCCAUGCAAGCCAGAAACUUCAAUUCUGAACGGACAGGGAAUGUCGGCUCCAGUGCGGGGUCGGUCCGGGAGGCUGGUGGGGCCUUCGGAAAAAGAGAUCAGGCCGAAGAGGAACGAUACUUCAGAGCUCGGACUAAAGAACAACUGGCAGCCUUGAAGAAACACCUUAAAGAUGAGAUCAUUCAUCAUAAAAAGGAGAUGGAACGUCUGCAGAAAGAAAUUGGGCGGCACAAGCAGGCCAUCAAUAAACUAAAACAGAAUCAUGAGGAUUAAGUGACACAGUUCCCCAUAUAAUGGCUGCAUAUCAUCGCCCACUUCUAUGGAGACAUAGUUCUGGUCUCAUAUCUAACUGUGCUGCCAACAAAUUAUAAUAAAUU